This is a messenger RNA of Diaporthe citri, 762 nucleotides long. RefSeq lists its product as uncharacterized. The transcript is spliced from 3 exons. The record is from RefSeq and is a predicted model, not a curated record. Bases 1 to 762 code for a protein of 253 amino acids. Lineage: Eukaryota; Fungi; Ascomycota; Sordariomycetes; Diaporthales; Diaporthaceae.
AUGUCGAAUGAGGACGUGCGGAGGCACAGUGAGAGACUCCAAACGUUGCUGCUCCACCCGCCACAUACCACGGCGUCAAGCGACAAGACACUCAUCGUCAUUGGAUCAGGACCUGGCAUCGGUCGAUCAGUGACAACGCUGUUUGCAACAAAGCGCUACAACAACGUGGCUCUCAUUGCACGGCGCGCCGAGCAGCUGAAGCUCGAGCAGAAGGCCGUUGAGGAAGCCGUCGCCGGUGUCAAGGUCAAGACAUACGCUGUGGACGUCGCCGACAGCGAGGCUCUCCUCAAGGCGUUGGACGACAUUGAGGCGCAGCUCGGCAAGCCCGAAUGCAUCUACUACAAUGCCGCUCGCGUGCGCCCCUCCGAGCUGCUCACCCACGACGUCAAGGAUAUCGAGUAUGAUUUCAAGAUCAACGUCUCGGCUCUUUACACCGUGACCCAGCGGGAAAUCCCCCAUCUCAUCGAGCUGGCCAAGCAGGACCAGAAGGCGAUGCCGUCUAUCGUCGUGACCAGCUCCGUGCUGCCACAGCACCCGGUCCCCCAGUUCUUUGCGCUUUCACUGGUCAAGGCUGCUCAGCGCAACUUGGUGCAGAGUCUUUCCAUGACGUAUGCUUCGCAAGGUGUCCAUCUGGGACUCAUCAAUGUUGGUGGCCAGGUCUCGCCGGAACAUGAGACUUUGAAUCCCACCAACGCUGCUCCGAAGGCGUGGGACUGGUUCGCAAAGUCCCGAGAGGAGCCAACCUUUGAGGUCUUGAUCUGA